Messenger RNA from Penicillium verrucosum, 1524 nucleotides. RefSeq names its product putative acid phosphatase. The transcript has 8 exons. Gene Ontology annotation, biological process: dephosphorylation. Gene Ontology annotation, molecular function: phosphatase activity. Lineage: Eukaryota; Fungi; Ascomycota; Eurotiomycetes; Eurotiales; Aspergillaceae. The record is from RefSeq and is a predicted model, not a curated record. Bases 1 to 1524 code for a protein of 507 amino acids.
AUGACCACUCUUAUUCCCCGUGAUCCCUAUACACAGGAUGAGCUCGCUCGACUGUACCCGGCAGCUCUGAAGCUGCAACUCGUGCAAGUGUUCCUUCGUCAUGGUGAACGUACACCCGUAUCAUCGCGAUUCACAAAUACAGGCCUAAGUCCAUACUGGCCGUAUUGUGGCGUCGCAAGACGUAUGGUGCAGAUGGCAUCGAGCAGCAAAGACCUCUCGGAAUGGAACGGGUUCCAAUGGCGCCGGAAAAUGGAGUCAUUCGGGAGUAAUGACCAGUCGGUGAUCGCAACAGCACCGGGAGGACCAGUCGAGGCGAUGUGCUUGCAUGGCGAGCUCACAGAUAAGGGUCGUGAGACGACGUAUGCGCUCGGACAACGACUGCGCCAUCUAUACGUUGACCAGCUCGGGUUCAUGCCCCAAAUCAAGAGCGAUUCUGAGGAUAUGAAGCCUUUUUGGGGCAUGUACCCGGCUAGCGCGCGCACGCUUGACUUCCCACCGCCGGUGAUUGUGGCCCGCCAGGUUAAUGAAGAGACACUAUUCCCCAACGAGGGGAAUUGUAGACGAUUCCGACAGCUGUCGCGGCUUUUUGCCGACCGCGCCGCUGCACGAUGGAACGACUCUGAACAAAUGGCAUAUUUGAACAGCCUCUGGUCAAAGCAUAUGCCCGAAGAAUCCCCCAAGGUUGCCGUCGAUGCCCAUCCUCGUCUUUCUGGAAUCAUGGACACCAUCAACGCAACCGAUGCCCAUGGCCCAGGCACUAAGCUCCCAUCCGAGUUCUAUGACAAGAAGGGUCGUGCUGUCUUGGACCGUAUUGCGGUCGAGGAGUGGUUUGCUGGCUACGGUGAGAGCAGCGAGUAUCGUAAGCUGGGCAUUGGUGCUCUCAUGGGUGACGUGGUUGACCGCAUGGUCAGCACCGCGGUGGAGGGUGGUUGGCGCAGUGAGACUGCUGCGUCGGGGUCAGGAAACCCAGAGACCGGCAAAGCUAUCAAGUUUGCUAUGAGCGGCUGCCACGACACCACUUUGGCAGCGAUCCUGUCCAGUGUUGGUGGAUUCCAGAACCAGUCCUGGCCUCCAUUUACUUCCUCUAUUGCAGUUGAGCUCUUCUCCCAAGCGCCCCGCUCCGGUUCCGACGCUGGCGUCAUGCUCGAGGAGUUCUCCAACCCACCCGUCGCAUCCAAGAAGCCUAGCGUCCUCUCCCAGCUGUUCGGUAAGUCCACACCGAAGCAACCCACCACCUCCGAUACUGCACGCGCACCUCUCGAAUCCCUCCCCGAAGGCGCUCGCGAGUCUCUCCAGAAGCACUAUGUCCGUAUUCGCUACAAUGACCAACCGGUCCUUAUCCCCGGUUGUGCUGCUAAGCCUGAGAACCACCUGCCUGGCGAUGAGACAUUCUGCACCUUGGAUGCCUUCAAGGAGAUUGUCGAUAAGUUUACGCCCAAGGAUUGGCAACUCGAGUGCACAGCGAACCUUGGCGCAGGGCCCCACGGCCCAGACGAUCGUGAGAAGGCCCCGGCUGGGUUCUAG